This is a messenger RNA of Emiliania huxleyi CCMP1516, 1419 nucleotides long. RefSeq lists its product as hypothetical. The transcript has 9 exons. The record is from RefSeq and is a predicted model, not a curated record. Bases 1 to 1419 code for a protein of 472 amino acids. NCBI's taxonomy places the organism in Eukaryota, Haptophyta, Isochrysidales, Noelaerhabdaceae.
AUGAAGCGCGUGAGCGUGGCGCUCCUGCUCGCUGCGACGCCGGCCGUCGCGGUGAGCCACGUCGCGCGCGUGCGCGCACCGCGGCCCGCGCACCGCCACGCGCGAGUUGCCUCCGUCGCCGUGGUCGACGUGCGGCAGCGUGGCGUGGGCCUUGGCAGCAGCGCAGCUCGAGGACGGCUGCCAGUGAUGCUGGAGGGCGGUCCGCCGCCGGAGCCUAGCGUCGAGGAGGAGGUAUUUGGCGAGAUGGAGGGCGAGCUCGACCGCUUCGAUCGGCUGCUGAAGCGGCUGCCCACCGUGGCGGUCGGCACGUCGUCCAACGCCCUCGUCGUCCUGUCCUCCAUCUUUGCCUGGUUCGUCACGCCCACGCGGAUUCCGGCGGCGGUGACCGUGGGUGUGGCCGGCGCGGCGGGCAAGCAGGUUGGGGAGAAGCUGCGCAACCGGCGGCGCGCCGUCGUCCCCGCGGCGAUCGCCGAGAUGGUGAACAAGGACGGCCUCAAGCGGCUCGACCGCGCAAAGGUCGCCCGGCUGGCGGAGCGGUACGACGUCCCGCCCGAGCUCUUCGAGGAGCAGCUGCGCGGCGUAUAUGCGCGCUUCCUCGGCGCACUCGUCGACGACGAGGAGGUGGAGCCUUCCGACGUCUCGAAGCUCGCGGCGCUGCGGCGCGGGCUCGGGCUCGGCUGGAAGGCGACCGAGUCGAUCCACGUCGCCGAGGCAGCCUCUCUCGCCGGCGAGGAGGCGCCGGGCGCCGAGCUUCCCGAGCCGCUCUCCAAGCUGCUCUGGGCGUCGAUGACGCUCUUCUCGACCUCGCGCGGCUCUGCCUCAGCAGACGAGCUGCUCUCCACGCUCGGACUGAGCGAGGCGCGCGCGCGCGGAGCCGUCAACGAGGCGGUCGGUCGGUACAACCGCACGCAGACGCCGCUGGUGCGGAAGGCGCUCAACCUGCCGGAGGAGGCGGCGCAGGCGGUGCACCAGGCGAGACCGCAUCGGACGGACGUGUACGACUCGCAGCUGGCGAAGCUCGACCGGCUGCUCGCCUCGGCGCAGUACGGAGAGAGCGAGCGCAAGGCGCUCGACGCCGCCGCCACCCAGCUGGGCCUGCCGGAGCCGCUCGCGCGGAAGCUCGCCCUCGACGCGUACUACGGCUGGCUCCUCGACCUGACUGAGGGCUUCGGCUCGCGGAGCAGCGACGCCAAGGCGGAGCUCGAGCGCUCUGCCGAGCUGCGCGCCUGUCUGCAGCUCGAGCCCUCCGCCGUCGGCGAGCUCUACUCCAACACCGAGAUCGACGCGUCGGUGUUGUCCGCCUGCUGCGACGCCCUCGCGCCCGGCUCGGAGUACGAGGCGAUGGAGACGAUGCAGCACCUCGAGCGCGCGCUCGACGCGCGGCCCGGCGUCGUGGCGCAGAUCCUCCGCACCUCGUGA